GAAAAAGAAAAUGGGGCAAUGGAAAUGGCUAGGGUAUUAUUUGAUGAUAUGGGAGGUGGUAGUUGGCUUAUCGAUGGGUGCUCCGUCGUGGAAGAGGUCAUAUAAUGAUAAAAUCAUAAAGCAAAUAAACCGUAAAGGACCCUAUAUUGGGCUUAUCACUGUAUAUCCACCUGAAGAAAAGGCUUUCUUCUCUACUGACUCUUUUCAACCCGACUCACACAACCCCUUUCUGGAUCUCUCAGGCAGGCGAUUUCGGGUGGGAAAAGUUUAUGAUAAGAGAGUCAUUUAUGUGAAGUGUGGAGUUGGACUGAUCAAUGCGGCUGCUACAACUCAACAAAUGUUAGAUGUAUUUGACAUGAGGGGCAUUAUCCAUUUUGGUAUUGCUGGUAAUAUCAACGACUCUAUGUCCAUUGGUGAUGUUACCAUUCCCAAAGAGUUUGUCGACACUGGCAUUUGGGAUUGGCUGAACCCGAAUGCCACGGUGGAUAGCACUGAUAUUGCAGGGUUGGAUGCGAAGAACUAUAACGUACCAAAAGGAGAAAAUCUAUUGGGACAUAUUGGAUUCAACUUCGAGCAAUUCUACUCAGAUUCUGGGAAGCCAAACACUGCGCAACCCUUGGUUUGGGCUCAGGUUAAUCAACAAUGGCUUCAUGUUGCUUCUAAACUUCAGGGGAUGGAACUGCAACAAUGUGUGAAUUCAACUUUAUGUCUGGAAAACAAGCCCAAGUUGGUUGUGGGACUUAGGGGUUCAACAUCCAACAUUUUUGUGGACAAUGCAGCUUUUAGGGACUUCCUUUUCAAAACAUUUCAGGUUUCAUCUUCAGACAUGGAAAGUUUUGCUGUGGUUAUGACAAGCUUGUCCAAUGGAUUCCCUGUGAUUGCAAUCAGAGGACUAUCUGAUAUAGCUGGUGGACAAGAAGGAACAAACACCAUUGAGCUAUUUGGUUCUCUUGCAGCUCUCAAUACAGCCAACUCUGUUAUUCGGUUCUUGAAGGAAUUAAAAGCUUUUGAUGAUUCUAAUUAUAAUUAUGUGUAAUCCUCUUUUAAUUAUGUUUUUUUUUAUUUAAAUGUGAUCUCCAUCGAUGAUUACUAGUCACUUGUUGUGAGAUAUCAUUAGUCUCCAGAUCUAUAAAUACAAUGAUAUGCAGCAACAUAAAAUAAAAAUAUAUGUAC
Molecule: messenger RNA, 1173 nt
Organism: Humulus lupulus (European hop)
Lineage: Eukaryota; Viridiplantae; Streptophyta; Magnoliopsida; Rosales; Cannabaceae
Product: bark storage protein A-like
Exons: 6
Coding region: 11-1036 (341 amino acids)
Biological process (GO): nucleoside metabolic process
Molecular function (GO): catalytic activity
Source: RefSeq, a predicted model, not a curated record